This is a messenger RNA of Bursaphelenchus xylophilus (pine wood nematode), 1781 nucleotides long. NCBI's taxonomy places the organism in Eukaryota, Metazoa, Nematoda, Chromadorea, Rhabditida, Aphelenchoididae. The record is from the annotation of a GenBank genome assembly.
AUGCCAAAAUUCAACUUGAUUUCCCGUCAGAAUCCUCAAAAUUCUCAAAUUUCCCGCAAUUCCCCCACCACAACAUCGACAAUAUCGGCCAUAACUCCGAACGUUGGUGACUACUACGAUCCCGGCACCCCCGACCUCGCGCAUAACCUCACGCGUGUGUUGUUUCGGCCGGUGGAAGCGGUCGGCGCAGGAGACGGUCCGGGCGCGGGCCCGGACCCGGCCUCCUCCAUGAAUCAGCAGCUGGGAAUCCUGACGGUGGCCCUGGUGCUGGGCCAGAUGUUGCAGCGCGCCAGGGCGGGACGUGUGUCGACGCAAGUGGGCGAGGAGUACCGGUUUCAGCCGCGGCGGACGGGCUUCGGCGUCGCCGACCCGCGACUCGGCGACAUGGAUUAUGGGGGUGGGAAAUUGGGCGUAUAAAUAUGGGAUAGAAAAAUAGAAAAAGUACUACAGUGGCGGAUCGGAACCAGUGGCAAAACACGUACCAUUUUGCAUCCGGGAAGUAGCAAAAAAUGUAGCAAAAUGCCUCCCUCCCCAAGCGAAAAACUUCAAUUUCAAUGGCGGGUCCGCAAUUUUGUGAGGCGCGCCCUUCAAAACGGAGUUUUUUGAUUGGAGGGAGGUAUUUUGCCACAUUUUUUGAUACUUCCCGGAUGCCAAAUGGAACAUUUUUCGCCGCUGGAUCAGGUUCGUAGAUGGGCAGUGCGCGCUGAACAUGCACUGCAGUGAUAUAUUAAACCACUUGUGAUGGCGACGCAAAGAAACCUCUAGACUUCCUCCCAGCUAGUAAAAAAAAACACAAUUUUUUUAAUCUUCAUUGACAGAAGUCGUUUCAGGCCCUGUCCAGAACAAAUUCCAAUGCUACUCCUGCAUGUCCAUGUCCUACCAGAACAACUGGGACCGUCUGCAACAUUUGUACGUGCAGCCAAAAGUUUUCACGGACCGCUGCGAAAAUCCGAGCGCCUUCGACAAGAUGCCCACAAUUGAGUGCGGAUCGGUCUGUGUGUCGCUGGUGGAGGCUAAUGUGGAAGGAGGUGGGGUGUUUUUAUCUUGUCAGUGGGACUGUCAGUCUGUCGGGAAAAUAGUGUGGAUUUGUCGCGCCAUGAAAUCGUCAAUUAUCGCUUUGCGACGGCUGUGCGACUGCGGCAAGGCUUGCAACUUUGCUGCGCCAAAUCCACAUUAUUUUCCCGACAGAUAGAGCUGGCAAAAAACUGGUAGUGUUGCAACAGGCUUAUUGUUAAAUUUUCAGGGGUAUUCAUGGGUUUCAAGUACAUUCGCGGGUGUAUUAAUCGAAUAUUGACGCAUGAUUUCAACUUGAGCGCACUUAGGACACAUCGACUCACACAGGUAAGGCAUUUGGCGUUAUCACAAGUUUUGAUAGCCUUUUCAAACACAAGGAAGUUCUGCAAUUUUAUAACUUACAAUAAAUCUCUGACCGAUUUUCUAUGGAGGCCAAAAAAGUUAGAUACGUGACCUAACAACACGGUCGUUUUGUUAAAUUUGGGCUAGGCGUUAUGGUAAAUUCCUCUUCGCAAAUAUUGAUCAACAUUUUUAAUUCGAAAACUCAGAUUCAAAUUCAGGUGGAUGUGUGCCGAAACAUGCCUCGGGCGGUUUUGUUCAAUAACCCAAAAACCGCGCCCCAGGUCUUCGGCGAAGUGAACGUGUGCACCUGCUAUGGAGAUCGCUGUAAUUCCGGCGAAAGUGCGGCCGCGCUUUUAUCACCAUCAUGGCGAUUGGCCAUUCUGGCCACACUGAUUAUUCAAUUAAUCUCACGGAUUUCCCUCUGA